Messenger RNA from Coniophora puteana RWD-64-598 SS2, 330 nucleotides. RefSeq lists its product as uncharacterized. The transcript is spliced from 2 exons. Lineage: Eukaryota; Fungi; Basidiomycota; Agaricomycetes; Boletales; Coniophoraceae. The record is from RefSeq and is a predicted model, not a curated record. The annotation marks the transcript as partial.
CUCUUGUACACCAUCGUUUUUGGCGUCGAGCCCGUUCCAGACCUGCGGAGGCAGCUCGAGGCCGCGCCGACGCGGCCGUUCAACGGCCUUUUGCACGCGUUCAUUGUCGUCCUGGGGCGGUCUAGCUAUGCAGAUCCGCCAGAGUGGAUCGAGAACGGGGAUAAACUCGAGAUGGACCAGCUGAUAGACAUGUCCAGGGAGCUGCUGGAGCUGGUCGUUGGCGGUCCCGAAGGUGACAGUAUAUGGGGGACGUAUCAGGAUGACGAUGAUCCUACCGAGGUUGAUGACGAAGAGGCUCAGGCGCGUCUGCUUGAUGCUAAUGAGCUGUAG